AUGGUUAUGCGAGCAUUGGUAGUGGGCGGUACAAGUGGCAUCGGCUUUGCGAUGGCCUGUCGCGUCGCUGCCGAGGCCAGCUCCGCAGCCGUCACCAUUGCAGGGCGCACAAAACCUCAAAACAUCCCCUACUCAAACAUCGAUUUUCGGCCCCUCGACGCGUCAUUGAUGUGCCAGAUAAAUCAGUUCGCAGACGCUUACAGGUCCGACAUCUUACAGUUGCUAAAUCAGAAACUGGACCUCCUGAUCAUGACGCAGGGCGUGAUGACCACGGCAGGCAGGACUGAGACUCCAGAGGGUGUCGAUAGAAAGAUGGCAAUCCACUACUACGGAAAACAGUUACUAAUACGCGAAUUGCUGCCUGUGAUGCAGGACCACGACAAGAUCAUUAUCGUGUUUGAUGCCUGGCUAGGCAGCCCGGACAAGCUCCACUGGGACGACCUGGACCUCAAAUCGCGCUAUAGCUUAGGCAAUGCAGCUGCACACUGUCAGAGCAUGAACGACGCCAUGGUUCAGUGGUUUGCGGCGCAGCAGCGACAACAGCAGGCAGAUGGGGUCUCGGGAGCCAGGAGACACUUCGUACAUGCGUAUCCGGGAGGUGUCAGCUCUGGAUUGUGGAGAGAGCUUCCUUGGUAUCUACGAGCAGUCGGACGGGUUUCGAUGGGCUUACUCGGCGUGUCACCGGCUACGUGUGCCAAUUAUCUGCUCGAAGGAGUAGCAGAGAAUGCACCGCCCAGAGAAAAAGAGGAGCUGUAUUGGAGUAACAUCGAUAGCAAGGGUCGUAUCAUCAUGAAGAAGGCUAUCUGGAAUGAUGAGCAAUUAAAAAAGAUAGCGGAUCAUACGUGGGGGCUCAUUGAUGCUGCUUCGGCUGUUAGGCCAUCAUCUAAAUGUGUAAAUCUACUGGUUGAAGAGAUGCACGCAGCAUUUGCAUCUAUUGCGUGA
Thyridium curvatum is the source of this 942-nucleotide messenger RNA. RefSeq lists its product as uncharacterized. The coding region runs from base 1 to 942 and encodes 313 amino acids. NCBI's taxonomy places the organism in Eukaryota, Fungi, Ascomycota, Sordariomycetes, Thyridiales, Thyridiaceae. The transcript has a single exon. The record is from RefSeq and is a predicted model, not a curated record.